AUGGAUGCGUGUGACGAAGCUGACGAAGAAACAGUUCGUUUCUUCGUAAAUGCAAGUGUUGUUACUAUUUCUGUUAACUUAAGUUCAAUGUCGAUCCUUAAUGGUACAAAUUUUAAGGAUUGGAAGGAGAACAUUUUAAUUGUUCUUGGCUGCAUGGAUCUAGAUCUUACGCUUAGGACAGAGCAAUCCACUGCUCCUACAGAUAUUAGUUCCUCUGAACUGAGGGCUAAAUAUGAGAAGUGGGAUCGCUCUAACUGUAUGAGUCUUAUGAUCAUCAAGCGCGGUAUACCUGAGGCAUUUAGGGGUGCAGUGUCUCAUAGUGUCACCAAAGUUAAGGAAUAUCUCGAUGAGAUUGAAAAGCGCUUUGCCAAAAAUGAUAAGGCGGAAACAAGCACAAUUUUGAAGAGCUUGAUUUCCAUGAAGUAUAAAGGCAAGGGAAAUAUUCGAGAAUAUAUUAUGGAAAUGUCCCACCUUGCAUCAAAAUUAAAGGCACUUAAUCUUGAAUUGUCGGAUGACAUGCUUGUGCAUUUAGUGUUUAUUUCUCUUCCGAACCAAUUUAGUCAAUUUCAGAUCAAUUAUAACUGUCAAAGAGAGAAAUGUACUCUUAAUGAGCUCAUUUCAUAUUGUGUUCAAGAGGAAAAGAGGUUGAAACAAAUCAAUGCUGAAAGUGCCUAUUUGGCAAGCACCCCUAAAGAUAAGGGCAAGAAAAGAAAGAAUGAGGCUACUAAAGGUCGUUAUGUGAAGAAACAAAAGUAG
Zingiber officinale is the source of this 756-nucleotide messenger RNA. RefSeq lists its product as uncharacterized. The transcript has 2 exons. NCBI's taxonomy places the organism in Eukaryota, Viridiplantae, Streptophyta, Magnoliopsida, Zingiberales, Zingiberaceae. The record is from RefSeq and is a predicted model, not a curated record. Bases 1 to 756 code for a protein of 251 amino acids.